Erigeron canadensis is the source of this 4307-nucleotide messenger RNA. Its product is annotated as putative disease resistance protein RGA4. Gene Ontology annotation, biological process: defense response to other organism. Gene Ontology annotation, molecular function: ADP binding. The record is from RefSeq and is a predicted model, not a curated record. The coding region runs from base 32 to 3952 and encodes 1306 amino acids. The transcript is spliced from 2 exons. Lineage: Eukaryota; Viridiplantae; Streptophyta; Magnoliopsida; Asterales; Asteraceae.
UCUGUUGUCUUUUAUACUACUAUAAUAAAUAAUGGCUGAAAUCAUUCUUUCUGCCUUGCUCCCAGUUCUUUUCGACAAGCUAGCAAUUGUUUUGGAGAAACCAGCCUCUGCAGCCUGGGACAGGGUUGUUGGCUCCAAAAAAAUCCAGUCCCAGCUAAAGAUAUUGGAGGGCUCAUUACCCCCAAUCCAAGAUCUGCUUCACGAUGCCGCUGAGAAGGAAAUACAAGAUAAGCGAGUUAAAAAGUGGCUAAAUCGUCUCCAGCAUUUGGCGUAUGACAUAGACGAUCUACUCGACUCUUUGGCUACCGAUGCUAUCCACCGUGAGCUGGCUCAAGGAUCUGUGGUCAGAAAGGUAAGAAACCUCACGCCAACUUGUUGCACUAGUAGUUUUUCAUCAUUAUCUACUAAGAUGCACCGCAAGUUAAAAGAUAUUACCACCGAGUUGCAACAACUGUAUGAUCAAAAAAAUGAUCUUAGUUUGACUGUUAAAGGUAAAAGGCUGUCACAAGAUAUAAAUAGAAGUUACCAGACCUCUCUAUUAACACCUGGUAUUGUUGGACGUGAUGGUGAAAAGAAAAUUCUGCUGGAGAAGCUAUUAGCUGAUAAAGAACAAAAUGAGAAUCAAAACAACUUUAGCAUUGUGCCCAUUGUUGGUAUGGGUGGGAUCGGCAAAACCACUCUUGCUAGACUUUUGUACAACGAACCAAAAGUCAACCAACACUUUGAACUCAAGGCAUGGGUUUGUGUCUCAGAUGAGUUUGAUAGCUUCAAUAUCAGCAAACUUAUCUUUGAAUAUGUAGCCGCUGAAGAGAAGAAAUUCGAAAAUCCAAAUCUGCUUCAAGAAGCUCUUAGAAAUAAACUUGCAGGAAGACGAUUUCUGCUAGUUUUGGAUGACGUGUGGAGCGAAAAGAUUGAAGAUUGGGAUACCUUAGUGCCUCCAUUUCAUGCAACGGCCCCCGGAAGUAAGAUUAUCAUCACAACUCGAAAGGAAAAAUUGCUCCAACAGUUAGGAUACAAUAACCCGUACCAUUUGAAUAAGCUGUCACACGACAAUGCUUUGUCUUUGUUUGCUCAGCAUUCGCUCGGUGCGCCUAACUUUGAUUCAUAUCCAACACUCAGAUCAUAUGGUGAGGGCAUCGUGCAGAAAUGUGAUGGCUUGCCUUUGGCUUUAAAAUCACUUGGAAGUUUAUUGAGGACAAAAACAAAUGAAGUAAAGUGGAAAGAGUUGCUGGAAAGUGAGAUAUGGAGUUUAAAAGAUGAUGGUGGUAUUCUUCCUGCACUUCGACUUAGCUACCUUGAUCUUUCUGCACGUUUGAAGCAACUAUUUGCAUACUCCUGCUUGUUCCCUAAGGAUUAUGUUUUUGACAAGGAGGACUUGAUUCUGUUAUGGAUGGCAGAGGGAUUUUUGCUUGAAUCAAAUACUAGCAAGUCAAUGGAAUGCUUGGGUGAGGAAUACUUCGAUGAGUUGUUGUCAAGGUCCUUUUUUCAGCAUGUGCCGAAUGAGGAAUCCACAUUCAUGAUGCAUGACCUCAUGAACGAUUUAGCAACAUCUGUUGCCGGAGAAUUUUUUGUAAGGUUGGACAUUGAAAUGAAAAAUACAAUUGAAGAGCAUAGUUUAAAGAAGUACCGACAUAUGUCCUUUGUCUGUGAGAAAUAUAUGGCUUGCAAAAAGUUGAAGGAAUUCGAAAGAGCUAAUAGUUUGAGGACGUUUUUAGCAUCGGUUGUGGUGAGACGUUUGGAGGCAUUCUACUUAUCGAAUAAGAUUUUGGUCGACAUUCUUCCCAAGUUACCAUUACUAAGGGUUCUUUGUUUGAGUAAAAUAUGGAUACAGGAGAUACCAGAGUCCGUUGGUGAUUUGAAGCACCUACGGUAUCUUAAUUUAUCUCGAACAAAAAUCGCACAUAUACCCGAAACUGUGUGCAAUCUUUAUAACUUGCAGACAUUAAUCGUGUUUAGUUGUGACAAGUUGAGGGAGUUGCCAAACAGCUUCUUGAAACUUACAAGUUUACGGCAUUUUGACAUUAGGGACACUCCACUUUUGAAGAACAUGCCGUUAGGUAUUGGUGAGAUUAAAAGCCUACAAAGUCUCUCCAAGCUUAGUAUUGGGAGAGAACACGAGUUUCCAUUAAGCGGGCUAAAAAACUUGAAGAAUCUUCGCCGGAGAGUUUGCAUCAAUGGGUUAGACAAAUUGCAAACCAAUGACCAAGCACGAGAGGUGAACCUGUCACAUAUGAGGCUUAGUGAGUUAGUGGUGGAAUGGAGUGAUGAGUUUGAUGGGUCUCGAAAGUAUAGACUUGAAACAGAGGUCCUGGAUGUGCUUAAGCCUCAUAGAGAUAGUUUGAAAAAUCUUGAAAUUAUGUCAUAUGGGGGGAAAGAGUUUCCAAAAUGGGUUGGGGAUUCCUCGUUUUUUAAAUUGACUUUUGUUCGUAUGAAUAAAUGUAGAAAUUGUGUGUUUCUGCCACCACUUGGGCAGCUACCAUCACUGAAGAAGUUGUCAAUUGAAAGCAUGGAUGAUGUGAAAGAGGUAGGUUCAGAAUUACUAGGAAAUGGUCCUGCAGCGUUCCCUUCACUUGAGAUUCUAAGAUUUGAAAAGAUGCCACGAUGGGAGGUAUGGUCAGUCAAUGCAACGGGUGUUGUCGUGUUUCCAUGCCUCAAAGAGCUUCACGUAAGAAACUGUCCUAAUUUGGUAAAAGUAUCACUUGAAGCACUACCGUCGUUGAGGAAUUUAAGUGUAUGGGAUUGUGGUGAUGUUUUGUUGACAAGUCUAGUUGGUGUAGCCUCAGCAAUCACCAAGUUGGAUAUAUAUCGACUUAGUAAUGAGGUGUGGGGAGGUAUUGUAAAGCACCUUGGGACAGUUGAACAAUUGUCAAUCAGAGAAUGUAGUGAGAUAACAAGUUUGUGGGAACCCGAAGCAGUAGAGUCAUGUAAAGAGAUUCUUGGUAAUUUAAAAAAGUUGUAUAUAAUUAAGUGUGAGAAGUUGGUGAGAAUAUGGGGAAGGGGAGAUGAAGAGGAAGGGAGCAACCUCCCAACAUCUCUUAGGAUGUUAGAAAUAUUGAGUUGUAAGAAUCUUAAGCAUUUGAGUUAUCCAGACAGCAUUGAAACCUUGAAUAUCAGUAAUUGUAAGAAUUUGGAGCAUUUGAGUUGUCCAGCACAAGGAGGAGGAUGGCAGAAGCUCAAGUCAUUUGAUAUAAGGAAUUGUAACUCAAUAUUGGAGAAGGAGUUGCAAGAGCAGGUGUUAACAAUCAUCAACAACACUACCAGAAACUUCAUGCCAACUCUUGAAGUUUUACGCAUACACAAUUGGAAAGAUCUGAAAUCAGUAAAGAAAGUUACACAUUUCAUUCAGCUCGUGACAUUGGAAAUAAAAGAUUGUGGGGGAAUAGAGUCAUUCCCUGAUUUGCAGGAUCUCGUAUUGUUAAAGGAUCUGAGAAUCUGCAACUGUAAAAGUAUGGAUGGCCCUCCUCCACUUAAAAGAACAGGCAGUGGAAGUGGUGUAAAUGUAGGGGUUUGGCCUCCCAAAUUGGAUUCCUUAAGUAUAGGGAAGUUGAAGAGGCCCAUAUCAGAAUGGGGACCACUCCCAACCUCACUUGUUCAUCUAACUCUAUGGGGUGGAUUUGGAUCAUCAUCGUCAGCAGAAGAACAAAAAGACGUCAAGAGUUUUCCGACCUCACUUCUUCCUUAUUCAUUAUCAUCAUCUCUUACUGAACUUCGAUUACGGAAUUUUAAGAGAAUGGAAAGAAUAUCAGGGGGGCUCCAGCACCUCACCUCCCUCCAACAUUUCCACAUACAUAGGUGCCCGAAGAUGAAAGAUCUACCAAAAACCUUGUUGCCUUCACUUUUGUGUUUCACCAUUAGAGGAUGCCCAAACCAACUGAAAAGAAAGAUGCUGCGUAAAAGAGGCUCCUACAGGCCCCUUCUCUCUAAAAUUCCUCGUGUGGCUAUAUGGAACUGAGCAAUUACGAAGUUGGAUAAAUAUCACAUAUCAAACAGCAAGUUUCAUGUUUUAUUUUGUCAUUGCACUUCAAGGAUUAACUCAAUUCAGAGACAGCUUCAUAUGAUGGAGAUAUUGGUUGCCUGCAUUGUGUUGACCUUUUUUUUCUUUGUGUAGAAGCACAUAGGCAGCUUCAUAUCAUUGCACAACCUGCUGAACCCCAAAAGGUUUGAUAUUGGACUGCUUUGAUAUGAGUGUAUGCAACCACCGCAUUUGGGGUUUAUAAGGCCUUAUGGCUUUUCAUUCAUGUCAUAAUAAUAAGGAAAACAAUGGAACCUUCCAGCAUAAUACAGCUUUUAAAGCCACUUACUACCCA